UCGUCCUGACUUCUUUGAUCUAUACCUUUGAAUAAUAUUCACCAAAACCACCAGAUCAACCCAAACGUGAGGUACACCUUGGCUUUGCCCAGAGCCCACAGAAAAUAUUAUACAUAUAAUUGCUCUUGAAUGUGCAAUUAAAAACGAGGGGAAUUGUGCACCCGAAACGGUAGCAAGUGAAUAAAAAAAAUGAAAAGAAAAAGAAAAUAAAACUUCCGGGCUUUUAUUACCAGUGCGGUGUCGUCUGAGUUCAUUCCGUGUUUUCGCAUCCCAAGGACAGCAUUUCGAAUCACGCGUUUUUUCCAAUCCUGAAUUUAUAUAGUUAUUAUAUUAAAUAUCCAUAUCCAGUGAGCGUUGAAAAAUUGAAUAAUGGUAUUGAAUAGGAGAUGUUCUGGUAAAAGUUCAAGUGGUGGCUACUAUAAUUAUUAAUUAUUAUUGAUAAUAUUAUAAUCGGGUAGUUGAGAUGAUUGUUGCAGUGAUGAUGGAACUUUUAGGUGGGAAUUUAGGUGGCAAAUUUCGAUGGUUUAACCCACUUACACAGAAAUUAUGCAUUCGGGUUGAUUAACGGAGUGGAUUGGCAUUUUUAGUGUUUGGGUCAAGUUGGCGUGAUCUUACCUGAAUUACUCGAGAUGGUGGGAUGUAACACUGUGCAUCGAACCUGCGGUGUGUUAACGUUCAAUUCGAGUUGUAAUGGAGUCUUGUUUUACUGACUUGCCAUUUUUACUACCAAGUUACUCCAAUAAAUCUGUCAAAAAAAAUCACGGCACCAUAAUUGCUUUAAAUUUUAAAGACACGUCACAAUAAAAAAAUAUUUUACAACUAGCAAUGGAAAACGGAAUUCAAAUUAUAUAAAAUUAAUAUUUAUAAUAUAAUUAGUAUAUGAUUCAUCGGCGUUGUAAUGAAAUUUUCAUCGACAAAUGAUUUUGUUAUUGGGAAAAUUGCUCAUCGAGUUUGUGAGUUAUUAAUUGAUGAUUUCAUGGAAGAUGUUAAUUAAAAAGGGAAGUGUGGGGGGUGUGUGAGUUGUAAAAUUACGAAUUCCAGGGGCAGAGGAUGGAACGUUGAAAUUCAAGUUUGAAUUCUUCGACCUAGCAAAUUAAGAGCGUCUGGUGAGCAGCAAUCAUGGGGAAUUCGAGAUCGCAAGUGCCACGGAGGCAGAGGAAAAAAUCUUACUUCCUUAAUGUCAUCAAUCGUACGUGGAAUGGAUUACUGAGGGACAAGGAGCAGCGAAAAAUUCAUGGGAAAAAUGAUUCGGAAAUUUCGUCGAGAUGUAGUGAAUGUGAUUAUCAUCGGGGAUCAUUUAUCUUGGAUAGCGAAUCCGAAAUGGCACCAAAUGCUGAGGAAGAAAUGCUGGCAGUCAAACCGUGGAGUCUCCAACAGGAUAAGGAACGUCUCCGUCCACCCACGUACAAUGCAGAAGAUUAUGCCAUGGCCCUUCGACGAUGGGGAAGACGACCCACAAGUGUUCAGGAUUCUCAGGGUACUCUACCAUCUACAACGAGUUCUUCAUCAGGAUAUGUAUCAGGAAGUGGAGAAAUGACACUCAGGCAAUUCACAUCAGUCAGUGAACUUCUCAAUAAACUCAGAGCUGAUCUCAGAGUGGCAUUUCCAAGUUUCGUUCAAGAAUUCUCCUCAGCUCCAGCUGAUGGGAUAACUCUUCUCCUGGAAACGCUUCGCGGAGUUCAACUGGUUCAGAGUACUCCUCCAACAAGUGGUCAAAGUGGUCCGAGAAUUGGAACUAGGAGAGCAGCUCUUGAUGAGCUAGGAUGUGUCGAGUGUUUGGCAGCAUGUGCAGAGAGAUGUGCAGACGCUCCGAGACUUCUUGCUCAAGCCCAACCUGGACUUCUCGCCCUGGCAGUAUGUCUCACCAGUAGUCUCAACCGGUCCAGGGUUCUGGCUCUUCAGCUAUUGACGAAGGUAUGCCAGACACCGAAUGGAUAUUUGGCGGUAUCGGAAGCCAUUUCCACCGUGCGAUUGAUAUAUGGCGAGGGCGGACGAUUCAGGUUUUUAGCAGGGGCUCUUCUGGCCCCCAGGGCAGCGAUAGCACUGAGGGUCGCAGGAAUAUCAUUUCUCAAUGCCUUCUUGAAGUGUGCUCCACGCACGCAAACCAGACUGUACAUACAGGCAGAGGCGUGCGAGGCGGGUCUAGAGCCCCGGGUCCUCCAAGAAUGGCUGACGGAGGUUGAUGGUCGUAAUGAGGAUGGGCUCAUGGAUUUGCUCAAGAAACAAGUGGUGAAAUGGUCGCAAAAUUGUGUGGACGUUGAUGACCUCCAGAAACGAUUAGCGCGGGCUGAGGAGACGUGCACAGUGCUGAGUAAAAAGGUGUCUCUCCUCCAGAAUCAGCUCGAUAAAUUGCAACUGGAUAAAAGAAGCGGCUACAAAACGAUAACUAACCAUCAAAAGGCCAAACCUCAGCGAUUGUCAUCGAACGGUGAAGAUGAGGGAAUAAGUUCAUCAGAGCGAUCCAGCAGUCCUGAGGAUCACCUCAAUCAAGCAAAACCGAUGGAUAACGAUCAGGAGACAACGAUCGACGACGUUAUCGAGGAGUUGAGAAUAAUCGUGGAAGAUGCUGAGGAGCAGGACAGAAUAGAUCACAGGACUAAUACAACCAGAGGAAAAGACAGACCAAAAGCCAAGGAUUUGCUAUCAAAUGUCGACACUAAAGACAUACCCGUGAGCUAUUAUGUACGUAAUGAUGAAUUGUUGAUGAAAAAUCCUCAAAAUGUCGACGGAGAAAGUCUCAAGAUUGUCGUCAAAGGCCCAGACAUCGAGGAGGCGAUAGUUCCUGCUAUUUUGUAUCCCCAGCCUCCCAGAAGAAGUCCUCCUUGUCUCUCAACGAUCCUAGGGACAAGGCAGGAAGAUUUUCUUGAGCAUCCUAUUGUCUACCAUGUUCAGGACGACGAAGAGGGGGAGGAGGAGACUCUAGGGGAUGGCAGUGACUCACUUCUGAGUGCCUCCAGGUUGAGAUACAGUAGCGAUCAGGGGCAUAGACUCAAUCUAUCAAAAACCACCACUGAGACAAUUAAUAAAGAUAAAGAACAAAUUAAUAUUGAUAACAAGCACAAGAAGACAGAGAGAGGGUUCGAUCCCUUGGUAAAUCUUCCAAAGACUUACGUCAAACAAGAAUCAGUUUAUCAUCAGUUUGAAUCAAUAAAAACUCAAGCUGGACAAAUUGAGAGGAAUAACUCGAGGUACAGGAUCAAUGAUCCAGACAAGAAGAAAAUCCUCAGAAGAUCAGUUUCCCACGAUUUUUUGAGCUCAGAACACUCCAGCCCUUUGUCUCGACGCUCUGAGGGCAAAGUCGAGGGAAGAAUAAGGAAAUUCGAGAGUAUGAAUUCGUUUGAUAAUAAUUUAAAAAAUUUCUCCAGGAAUUUGGGGAAUUUGAGUAAUCAGAGAAAGUCAAAUCCUGAGAGGAGAAUUCGACGGUCAGAGUCUUGUCAUCAUGUUUAUAAUCCUGUGAGGGGGGGCAGUCGAGCAGGGAGCGACAAUGGAUUGCAUUACAUCACAGAUUUUGACCUGGAGCCUGUUAUGACCUCGGAGAUGUCCGAGAGGACUAAUCAGUUGACAAAAUCCUUGGACAGGAUUGAAGAGGGACUGGACACGAUGGUGGAUAUUGUUAUCGGAGGAUCUAAAUCCUGGAUGCAGGAUCGGUUGAAGGACAAGUCCGAAGCACCUGACAGAAAACUGACUAAUUCGACGAGAAGGGGCACGAGUUGGGAGCCAGGGAUCAAGGCAAAACUUCAAGGGAAGACUUCAAAUCAUCUCAAGAAUGAUCAGCAUUAUAAUGAAUUUUAUCGGCCAGCUGCUUUGAAGAAUGAUGAACUGUACAAAGAGAGGUCUAGGUGGAAUGCCUCGGAAAUAACCUCUUUUGAGAAAAUGCAUAAUUUUACGGAUAAUAAUCUGCCAAUUAUCAAGUCAUUCUAUCAGGAGAAAAUUAACAAAUUUUCUAUUAAUGACGCAGGCAUUUUUUUACCGUCGGGCAGACCUUAUGAUGCCUUUGGAUUAGGGAAAAAUCGGUUCAAUGCUGGCAAGUACUCGGGAAAUCCUACGAUUAAUGAUGCUCUCGGGGGCAGGCGAAAUUCUGGAGGUUCUAGUGUUGUUAAGAGGGGAAAAGUGACGGAUAUUAUUUCAGGCCUGUACUGACCACAAUUGAACAGUUUUUUAAAAGGAAAAUUCAUAGAAAAAUAGAAUUCAUCGGACAAUUCUGUUAUAUUUCUGUUAAACUAUUGGUUUAUAUUAUAGUUUAUAUUAUACACGAAUGUUUGUGUUUAUUUAAAAAUUAUUAUUGAAAAAUGAUUGAAUAUUGAGAAUAAUUAUCGAAGUGCAAUAUUAUA
Messenger RNA from Fopius arisanus, 4331 nucleotides. RefSeq names its product multiple wing hairs (gene mwh). The record is from RefSeq and is a predicted model, not a curated record. Lineage: Eukaryota; Metazoa; Arthropoda; Insecta; Hymenoptera; Braconidae. Bases 1120 to 4140 code for a protein of 1006 amino acids. Gene Ontology annotation, biological process: regulation of cell shape; cell migration; cortical actin cytoskeleton organization. Gene Ontology annotation, molecular function: small GTPase binding; actin filament binding. The transcript has 7 exons. Gene Ontology annotation, cellular component: cytosol.